Molecule: messenger RNA, 1635 nt
Organism: Sesamum indicum (sesame)
Lineage: Eukaryota; Viridiplantae; Streptophyta; Magnoliopsida; Lamiales; Pedaliaceae
Gene: ARR11
Product: response regulator 11
Biological process (GO): cytokinin-activated signaling pathway; phosphorelay signal transduction system
Molecular function (GO): DNA-binding transcription factor activity; DNA binding
Source: RefSeq, a predicted model, not a curated record
UUUAUGGAUUCAAGUGGGUUCUCAUCUCCGAGGUCCGGUUCGUUCCCAGCAGGUCUUCGGGUUCUUGUUGUGGAAGAUGAUCCGACGUGCUUGAAGAUUGUUGAGAAAAUGCUCAAGAAAUGCAACUAUGAUGUAACGACAUGUAAAUUAACGCAAGAGGCACUGGACCUGCUUCAGGCACGAAAAGAUGGAUUUGACAUUGUAAUAUCUGAUGUGAACAUGCCCGACAUGGAUGGUUUCAAGCUUCUAGAGCACGUUGGUGGGAAAAUGGAUCUUCCUGUGAUAAUGAUGUCCGUUGAUGGAACAACAAGCAGGGUGAUGAAAGGGAUUCAAGAUGGUGCUUGUGAUUAUCUUCUCAAGCCACUAAGAAUAAAAGAGCUUCAGAACAUAUGGCAACAUGUGAUCCGAAAAAGGAUGCACGGGGCUAGAGAUACUGAAGGCCAAGAAAGCCUUGAUGUAACUCAGAUGACAAGAAAUGGAAAACAGCCAUCUAAUGAUCAUUGCUCAUUUAGCAGAUGUAUUGUUUCUGGAAAGAAAAGAAAAGGUGUUGAAAACAAGUGCCAUGAUGGAGAAUAUGGUGAUCCUUCCUCCAAGAAGAAACCCAGGUUGUUUUGGGACAUGGAUCUUCAUCAGAAGUUUGAGAAAGCUGUGCAUCAGAUUGGAUUAAACAAAGUUGGCCCUAAGAAAAUACUCGAGUUGAUGGGAGUACCAAGCCUAACGAGAGAAAACGUUGCCAGUCACUUGCAGAAGUAUCGUCUCUAUUUGAGCCGGAUGCAGGAAGAAAACAAGCUAAAAGCGGUAUCUGGAGGGCUAAAGUUCUCAGAUAUCUAUUCUAAGGAGCCUGCUGGAAAUGUUUGCCUUCAAAGUUCAAUUAGUCGGAACUCACUCACCGUGCCACAAAAUGUUGUAUAUGUUCAUGAAAAGGAGAUUAUGAUCCAUAAUCAUGAUGCAAAAAUCUGCAAUGCAAAUGUGAAAGGAGUUCUUUCAGUAGCGACAGAACCCAAGACAGCAUUAUCAGCAGACAUGACUGAUACUCCAUUGAGCAGUAACCUAAGGAUGAGUUCUAAUCACUCUUUUGGACCAUUGCCUUCAGAAGUAAGACCUGAAUCCAAGAUCGACGCUCAGUACUCUUGGAGUGGGGGAGUUCCUUCAUUUCAAUUCAAACAAGAAACCAGACCACAUUUUCAGUCAGAGCAAUUGUUUGAUCACCUCCCACUUCCUAUGCCUCAGCUCCAAGCUGAUUCUGUCUCCCACAAUUCUACAUCUUCGAGCAGAGAAACAGAUAAACCUAUAGAACCGAACAUCAACCUUUACUAUGCCCAAAACCGAAGCCAUGUCAAAGUCGAAAAUUCAGCUGCCUUGUUUUCUGUUCAACCGGAGCCUUUUCCAUGUUCUGUGUGGGGCACAACGAACUACAGCUUGGAACAGAAUCUGUAUGAUAAUAUGGAAUCUUCCCAGAAGAACUUGAUUGCUGGAAUUGGAUCAGCUCUUAGGUUGUCAGAUGAGGAGUUCAUCAGUUAUCAAAACGACUUUUCUCCACCGGAUCCGGGACUUGUUAAUACAGAAUCAGUUGAUUUCAGUAAUCAAGGGCUCAUUGUUGAUGCUCCAUAUUUUCAUAAUUCAGUGAAUUUUUAG